UGCUGCUUGAGACUGCAAAGACGAAAGCUGUUCCGGAUAACAUCAAGAGCAGAAAACAUAUGUGUGCAUCAUGAAGUUUGCGGCUUUAGUCUGUUUGGUUGUUUUCUUCGCUGCAGAUGGGGAGUCCAUGCCAGUCGAGCAGGACAGCCAAAGAGAAGACCUGAUUACCCAGUGUUUAGUUCACAUCCUUUCAAAGGCACUUUAUAAGACCGAUGAUACUCCACUGCAUCCAGAAUGCAAAAACAUCCUUAGACCAGGUUCAGGUCAUUCAUCAGUUGUGAAAGACGAGGAUGACACCCUAGAACCAGUUCAAGAAGAACUUAUAAAGCCAAGAGGAGAGUCUAAAGUCAAGGAGGAACUCAUUGAGGAUCUUCUCAAAACUAACAAACGGGAGGAGAUGGAUGACGAGCGAAGCCAGGAAGAGUUCCCAAGUUUUCUGAAAAGAAGAAUGAAAGAAAAACGUGACGAACUGGAUGACGAACGAAGCCAAGAAGAGUUCCCAAGUUUUAUGAAAAGAAGAAUGAAAGAAAAACGUGACGAACUGGAUGACGAGCGAAGCCAGGAAGAGUUCCCAAGAUUUAUGAAAAGAAGAAUGAAAGAAAAACGUGACGAACUAGAUUAUGACCGGAGCCAGGAAGAGUUCCCAAGUUUCUAUAAAAGAAGCAACAAGCAUAAAAGGGCAGAUCCCGACGAUGAGAGAAGCCAAGAGGAAUUUCCCCAGAAAAGACACGUUUCUGUCCUUUACAAACGUGAUAAUCUUGAUGAGGAGCGCAGCCAGGAGGAAUUCCCUCUGUAUGAUUAUAAAAGGACUCAUCUUCUGACCAGCAAAGAAAAACGUGAAGAGUCGGACUAUGAUAGAAGCCAAGAAUUAUUCCCAAGUUACACCCACAAAAGAAACCAUGGGGAUGGAGAAGAAGAGGAUGAGGAGAGUGAGGAAAGAGAGAAGCGGAUCUGGAAGCCAUCACAUCGAUACCACCACAAGAAAAAGCAACACAAACGCAGUGAGAAUGAGGAUUUCGAAGAACCAGACUAUUACAGAAGUCAAGAAGACUUCCCAAGCUACAGCCAAAAAAGAAGCCAUGGGGAUAGCAGGGACUAUAAACCAAAUGAAGACCUGCUGAACAAGCAUAUUAAUGAGGACUUAAACUCUCGGGAAGAGAGAUCUGAAGAGGUAGACGAGGAUACAGCAAAGCGAUACUGGAAACCCACCCAUAGAUACCAUCAUAAGAAGCACCACAAAAGACCCGUGGAAAAAAGGUACGAGGACUCAGAGGAAAGUGAGGAAAUGGAUAAAAGGAUCUGGAAGCCAACACACAGAUAUCACCUUAAGAAGCUUCAUCACAAGCGUGGCGACUCCACAGAGCUCAAGGAUGAAGAUGAACCCAUCUCACAGAAGACUCACAGUCUCCAUGACUCAACAGGCAAUGAAGAGGAAGAAGAAGAAAAUGUUCAUGAGCUUAAUGAAAAGAGGCGUCCCUUAACCAGCCAAGAGGAGGAAGAUGAGCUGAAGAAAGGACACCCGAGUUUUGUAGAGGAGAAGCAGGACAGGGAGGCUGCGUUGCGGUACCUAACAAAAAAGAAGAAUGAGUUAAAGGAACGUCUACUUAGCAAAGGUGAUGUCUAUGAGAAGCGUUCCCCAUGGAUUUACAGAGGAUUCUACCAUCCAGCCUGGUACAAGAGAGGCCAUAAGGUGGAUGAAAGUACUGACCAGCACCCCUACCAUAAACUAGAGGACUUUGCUGAGACUCUCCGGUACAAAAGAGGCCUGCUUACUAAUGGGGAGUCAUUCGAGGAGGAAAAGGGUGUCCCCCAACAGAAGCUUCUCACACCAGAGUUAAAAGAACUUGAGAAACUGGCCUCUGUGGAUCAACAGAUGAAAGAGACAACUUAACCAUUCGAGACAUCAUUUUCUUGCCCUGCCCGAUUUCAGUGAGCUUUGUGUGUUCUUUUGCUGCUUUAGAUGAAUGCAUUACUAUAUGUCGUACCUGAUUACAACAAC
Messenger RNA from Carassius auratus (goldfish), 1999 nucleotides. Its product is annotated as trichohyalin-like. The transcript is spliced from 5 exons. Gene Ontology annotation, cellular component: secretory granule. Lineage: Eukaryota; Metazoa; Chordata; Actinopteri; Cypriniformes; Cyprinidae. The record is from RefSeq and is a predicted model, not a curated record. Bases 71 to 1891 code for a protein of 606 amino acids.